Peromyscus californicus insignis is the source of this 4947-nucleotide messenger RNA. It is a transcript of the gene Uap1l1, whose product is annotated as UDP-N-acetylglucosamine pyrophosphorylase 1 like 1. The transcript has 9 exons. Bases 131 to 1654 code for a protein of 507 amino acids. The record is from RefSeq and is a predicted model, not a curated record. Gene Ontology annotation, molecular function: UDP-N-acetylglucosamine diphosphorylase activity. Gene Ontology annotation, biological process: UDP-N-acetylglucosamine biosynthetic process. NCBI's taxonomy places the organism in Eukaryota, Metazoa, Chordata, Mammalia, Rodentia, Cricetidae.
GGGCGGGGUCCCGGGUGGAGGUGCUGCGCCCUAGGCCGGCCUCUCCGGGAUCUGCACCGCCUGCCUGAAGUCUCGUGAUGUUGGUCAUAAGGUCUCCAGUGCCAGCUGGGCCAGCAGCCGCGGUUGCAGCAUGGCCUCGGAGCAGGAUGUGCGGUCCAAGCUGCAGCGCGCGGGCCAGGAUCAUCUCCUUCGCUUCUGGGACGAUUUGGCUCCCGAGCCUCGAGCGGCGCUCCUAGCGGAGCUCGCCUCGCUGGAGCCCGAUGUUCUCCGUGAGCACUGCCAGCGUGCCUCGGCCGCCUGCUCGCUAGCCCCGGGCCCUCUGCCCGACCUGGCGGCGCGCCUGCAGCCCCUGCCCCCAGAACGCGUAGGCAGCGCGAUCCGCUGCGACCAAGAGACACGCCGGCGGUGGGAAGAGGAAGGUUUCCGACAGAUUGCUCUGAACAAGGUGGCUGUCCUGCUGCUGGCCGGUGGGCAGGGAACUCGCCUGGGCGUCACCUACCCUAAGGGCAUGUAUCAAGUAGGGCUGCCCAGCCAGAAGACCCUGUAUCAGCUGCAGGCAGAGCGGAUCCGGCGUGUUGAACAGUUGGCUGGCCAGCGACUGGGGACCCACUGCACCGUGCCCUGGUACAUCAUGACGAGUGAGUUUACACUGGGACCCACCAUCAAGUUCUUCAAGGAGCACGACUUCUUCCACCUAGACCCCGAUAACGUGGUCCUCUUCGAGCAGCGCAUGCUACCUGCCGUGACCUUUGAGGGCAAGGCCAUACUGGAACGGAAAGACAAAGUUGCCAUGGCCCCAGAUGGUAACGGGGGCUUGUACUGUGCCCUGGCGGAUCACCAGAUCCUUGAGGACAUGGAGCGGCGGGGCGUGGAGUUUGUGCAUGUGUACUGUGUGGACAACAUCCUGGUGCGUCUGGCUGACCCCGUCUUCAUAGGCUUCUGUGUGCUUCAGGGAGCCGACUGUGGUGCCAAGGUGGUGGAAAAAGCAUACCCUGAGGAGCCAGUGGGUGUGGUGUGCCAGGUGGAUGGUGUCCCCCAGGUGGUGGAAUACAGCGAGAUUAGCCCCGAGAUUGCUGGGCUCCGAGGGGAUGACGGGGGCUUGCUCUACAACACAGGCAACAUCUGCAACCACUUCUUCACCCGAGACUUCCUGGAUAUGGUCACCAGGGAGUUUGAGCCCUUGCUGAAGCUGCAUGUGGCUGUGAAGAAGGUCCCAUACGUGGAUGAGGAGGGAAAUCUGGUAAAGCCGCUAAAACCGAAUGGGAUAAAGAUGGAGAAGUUUGUGUUUGAUGUGUUCCAGUUUGCUAAGAACUUCGUUGCCUUUGAAGUGCCUCGGGAGGAAGAAUUCUCCCCACUGAAGAAUGCCGACACAGCCAGCACGGAUAACCCUUCCACCUCCAGGAGAGCUUUGUUGGCUCAGCACCACCGCUGGGCUCUGCAGGCCGGAGCCCACUUCCUGGAUGGACAUGGGGUCCAGCUUCCUGAGCAGUCUGGCUUGCUCCCAAAUGGAGACCCUCCAGCCAUCUGUGAGAUAUCGCCCUUGGUGUCUUACUCCGGAGAGGGGUUGGAGAUGUACUUGCAAGGCCGAAAACUCCAGUCUCCAUUCAUUCUGGACGAGGACCAAGCCAGGCUGCUGCAGCCACAGAAGUGCUAACCUGCUUGCUCCCAGCCUCUCCAGCCCUGGGGUCCUAUCAGAUGCUGAUAGAGCUCUGGCCCAGGCUCUGACUAGAAAUGCUGGCCUGCAGGGCACAGAAGGGAGUGUGCUAGUUUACUUCACAAGGUUGGGACCUCUUGGGUACCCCCGGGCUGUGACUGUCUCUGUGUGUGGCAUUUGCUUUUGUUUUUGUCUCAUUGCUGACUCUGGGACUCAGCUGAUAGGCAAAGGGUUGGGGACCUUGGAAAAUGGGGCUAGAGGUAGAGUGUGAGGAGGUGUUGUCUGAGAAGGGACAGGAGAUGCCCUCUGUCAUCCACUCUGCCAGCCCAGGCCAGCCACAUGCUCAGCAGACAGUGAGAUAUGCCUCAUGGGGAUAUAGUUAAAGGACCCCUCCUCCCAGUAGCUGAGCAUGUCACCCCAUGUGCCUAGACAGAAGGAGCCUGAUGCCCUGGUUAAAACUAGCUUUGAGAACUCUCAUCUGCACACUGAGAUGAAAGCAGUUCUCCGGGCCUUCCCACAGCUCUCUCCCACAGCCCCAAGUCUCCCAGUCAACACCCACAAGUGGGCCUGGCUGCUGUGUUCUUAAGUCUUUUCCCCCCCAAAGAACCAGAGGCCACACUGUUGACUUUUGGACUGGCUCCUGGUUCUGACCGGGUCUGGAGCACACCUCAUCCUGGUUAGUUUCUUUUCCCAGAGCUUAGAGCUUAAGCUCUCAGCUGGAGGUGUAGCCUCUGUCUAUCUAGGUGGUGCUUAGCUCUGCCACCCAGCCUUGUUCUGUCUCUGACACGACUCCGUUGACUCAUAGCUGCUUUCCCAUGCAGGAAAAUGGUGACACUGGCCCUUCCCCUAAUGUAACAGUGGUUAGGAGAGGCAGCCUGCUCCUCAGCCACCUAGCCCUGGAUGUAUGGGCUCCGCCACCUAGCCCCAGAUGUAUGGGCUCAGCCACCUAGCCCCAGAUGUAUGGGCUCCUGCUCUCAUUCCUGGCCACUUUCCCAGAGGAGGUUGCUGGGAAGAGUAUAUUUACCAUUCAGUGUGCAAACAGUGGGUCUGGACUUGUGAAAGAUGGCAGGAUUGGGCCCACGGCCGCCAUUGUUGGGACUGACACGUCAAAGACAAACUGGGCUCUGUGGUCAUCUUGCUGUAGGCCCCAGGAGCAAACUGUAUUUUGGCAUCCUUCUCUUACUGCUCCACAGACAAGCUGGGGUCCCUGGAGCAGGAGAGGGUCCCAGAGGGAGAUCAGAGCCUCAGGCUCCUCCUGAAUAAACAAUCAGUUGGGUGAAUUCUUGAAAGGAGUUAAAAAAAAAAAAAAUUCGCCGGGCGGUGGUGGCGCACGCCUUUAAUCCCAGCACUCGGGAGGCAGAGCCAGGCGGAUCUCUGUGAGUUCGAGGCCAGCCUGGAAAGGCGCAAAGCUACACAGAGAAACCCUGUCUCGAAAAACCAAAAAAAAAAAAAAAAAAAAAAAAAAAAAAAAAAAAAAAAAAUUCAAAGAGGUCUCCAUGUCCUUCACCCAUUUCCCUGGUGAGUGUAUCUUACAUGAUUAUAAGACACUAUCAAGCUGGGGGUGAUGGGAUGCAGUGUUUAGAGCUUUCAUGUGGCUAUAUUAGUGUACCCAAAGUGUUCCCUCACCCUAGAGCUCUCCAGUCACACUCCACCAUUCCUAGUCCCAGAUUGCCCUGAAAAGACUGACUUUUGAGAGACUGGACAUUGUUUUCACAGAUAGGACAUUUGCAGUAAAUCCCGGCCACGGGUUGGUUUGUCUUUUUUGGAGGCAAGGUCGUGUGUAUCCCAGGCUGGCCUUGAAUUAGCUACAUAGCCAAGGACGACCUUGGACAUCUGAACCUCCUGGAUAAGGUGUUUAUGGGAUGGUGGGAAUUGAAUCCAGGGCUUCAUUUGCAUGGUGGGCAAGCACUCUACCAACAGUUCCAGCCUCAGGUGCAGUGUUUCAUGGCAUACAGACAGGGGAUGGGUAUAUCCACGGGACAGGGCUUUGGGAAGAGGAGGCUGCCCAAGAAACCCUUCAUGCUUCUAUCCUCCUCUUCACCAGGGAUUCAGAGAAACCCAAGACACAGGACACUCAGGGAAGACCACUGGAGUGGGGCUGGAGGCUCACCCACGGGUACGUCCCUUCUUGAUAAGCCGGUACUUAGUCAGUCACUUCAGAACGCACCGCUUGAGGGCAUUGCUGAGACUACCUACAGUUAUUUGUUGGAAGACAACUAACAGGACACUGAAUGUGACCUUGAGAAGGGAAGAGUCAUGAGUCGUGACAGCACAUGCCUUUAAUCCCAGUACUGGGGAGGCAGAGGCAGGCAGAACUCUGUAAGUUCGAGGCCAGCCUGGUCUACAAAGCAAGUUCUAGGACAGGCACCAAAACCACACAGAGAAACCUUGUCUUAAAAAACACAGAAAACAAAAGGGAAGGAGUCAGACCAGGAGAGUUUUCAAAUUCAGAGAAACGGAAGGCCAGGCAGGCUUGCCAUAUGAGGAACCCUUCAGGCACCCAGAAAUGCACACUGUCAAUGUGCAGCUGGAACCUGGGUGUGGUGCACACCUUUAGUGCCAAUACUAUGGAGACAGAGGUCGGCAGAUCUCUUGAGUUUGAGACCAGUCUGGUCUACAUAGCAAGUUCCAGGUCAGUUAGGACUACAUAGUGAGACUGUGUCUCAAAAACAAAAGCUGUGUAGUUGGGCCUGGAGCAAACAGGAGUCAGGAAGCCGCUCAUACUCCAUAGAUGCUGCUUUGCAGGUUUGAGCUUUUACUUGGAACCAUGUGUAGCAAAUGUAAGUAGUUCAUCGUGUAGCAUAGCUCCCAAGGCCGUGGACUGAGUGAAACCUCCCUGUUAGAUCCCUUACCGGCAGGGAGGGCCAAGCAGUGUCCUUAGGUGCACAGGGCCCUGCUCUAGCCAUAGUUACCUUACGAGGAAGCAGGCUGGGCCUGCUCUGGGUUCCCACUAUAGAGGACAACAGUCUUCAUACUGAACCUUACAUGGACUCACCCCAUUUUAUACAGUAGGAUUCUGCUGUAUCUGCAUCUCUAGUAUCCAUCAAACUCACCACGCGUCAGGAAGCCCGCCCAGAACACCAUCAGAACUGAGAAAGAACCUUUCUUCCAUCUGGCCCGCUGUGUUCUGGUCUCUGUAUCUACUCCGUUCUUGCUUUCAGUCCAGAACCCUUCAGUCUCUUUAACCUUUCUUAGUGGUUCUAUGUCAUUGUAUGAUACAAACAAAAUAUGUGAUCUGAGAGUUGGCUGCUACUAGUAAUUGACAUUGAAGUGGAAUAAAGGAACCCAUGCUU